CAGCCAGCCAGAGGGCCCCUGGCUCAAAACCUAGGACUCAAAACCUAGGACUGCACCAUCCCUGGGAGUCUGUGCAAGCCUCCCCAAGAUGAAGCUGCCAGGCCAGGAAGAGUUUGAAGUCUCCAGUGCUUGUGAAAAUGUGCCCACAGGAGAGCUGGAGAAUGGCCCUGGCUCUUGCCCCAGCCCUGACGGCACCUCAGACACAGACAGAGGGGAUCAGGGGAUACCCACGGACCCUCUGCUCUUCAUUCAGCUGAAUGAACUUCUGGGCUGGCCCCAGGCACUGGAGUGGAGAGAGACAGGCAGGUGGGUGCUGUUUGAGGAGAAGCUGGAGGUGGGUGCAGGCCGGUGGAGUGUCCCUCAUGUGCCCACCCUGGCACUGCCCAGCCUUCAGAAGCUCCGCAGCCUACUGGCCGAGGGCCUUGUGCUGCUGGACUGUCCAGCUCAGAGCUUCCUGGAGCUCGUGGAACAGGUGACAAGAGUGGAGUCGCUGAGCCCAGAGCUGAGAGGGCAGCUGCAGGCCUUACUGCUGCAGAGACCCCAGCAUCUCAUCCAGCCCACAGGCACCAGGCCCUGCCAGGGGUCUGCUCAUCCAGGAGAGGCUUCUCACAAUGAGGAAGCCCCGCUGAAGGAACAGCGUCAGAACCCUCUGAGACGGAAGCUGCCUCAAGGGGCUGAGGCAGGGGCUGUGCUGGCAGGAGAGUUGGGCUUCCUGGUACGGCCCCUGGGGGCCUUUGUACGACUGCGGGAUCCAGUGGUGUUGGGGCCCCUCACUGAGGUGCCCCUUCCCAGCAGGUUUUUCUGUCUCCUCCUUGGUCCCUCCACACUGGGAAGGGGCUAUCAUGAGAUGGGCCGGGCCAUGGCCGUCCUCCUCAGUGACCGGCAAUUCCAGUGGUCAGUUCGUCGGGCCAGCAGCCUUCAUGACCUUCUGGCAGCCUUGGAUGCCUUCCUAGAGGAGGUGACAGUGCUUCCUCCAGGUCGGUGGGACCCGACAGCCCGGAUCGCCCCACCCAAAUGUCUGCCUUCCCAGCACAAAAGGCUCCUCUCACAACUGAGGGAGGUCAAGGGCCCAUCUGCCCAGCAUGGGGCCCUGGCUGAGGACAGACAUGGUCACUGGCCACAUGUGCCCAGCCCAGAGUUACAGUGGACAGGCAGGCUGUUUGGGGGCCUUGUCCAGGAUGUGCGUCGGAAGGCCUUGUGGUACACCAGUGACUUCCUGGACGCGCUGCAUCCCCAGUGCUUCUCGGCUGUGCUCUACAUCUACCUGGCCACCAUCACUAACGCCAUCACUUUUGGGGGUCUGCUGGGGGAAGCCACCGAUGGUGCUCAGGGGGUGCUGGAAAGUUUUCUGGGCACUGCAGUGGCUGGAGCUGCUUUCUGCCUGUUGGCUGGCCAGCCCCUCACCAUCCUCAGCAGCACGGGGCCAGUGCUGGUCUUUGAACGCCUGCUCUUCUCCUUCAGCAGAGAUUACAGCUUGGACUACCUGCCUUUCCGCCUAUGGGUGGGCAUCUGGGUGGCCACCUUUUGUCUGGCACUAGUGGCCACAGAGGCCAGCGUGCUGGUACGCUACUUUACCCGCUUCACCGAAGAAGGCUUCUGUGCCCUCAUCAGCCUCAUCUUCAUCUACGAUGCUGUUGGCAAAAUGCUGAGCUUGACCAGUGCCUAUCCCAUCCAGAGCCCUGGCUCUCCUGCCUACGGCUGCUUAUGCCAGUACCCAGACCUGGGAGGAAAUGAGUCUCAGUGGAAGGAGACAGAACCAAAAGACAGAGAUGACAUCUCAAGCAUGGACCUAGGCCUGGUCAAUGCCUCCUUGCUGCCCCCACCUGAGUGUGCCCGACGGGGAGGCCACCCUCGUGGUCCCGGCUGUCAUAUAGUCCCAGACAUCGCCUUCUUCUCUGUCCUCCUCUUCCUUACUUCUUUCCUCAUAGCCACGGCCCUCAAGCAUGUAAAGACAAGCCGCUUCUUCCCCUCUGUGGUGCGCAAAGUGCUCGGUGACUUCUCCUCAGUCCUGGCCAUGCUGCUGGGCUGUGGCCUCGAUUCCUUCCUGGGUCUAGCCACACCAAAGCUCAUGGUGCCCAGCGAGUUCAAGGCACUGGAAUGCUUUCAACCAGUUGUACAUGCACACGUACUGCUCCCACCUACCACCCAGGGUCUUGGAACUGGGCCCACACUCCCUGGGCGUGGAUGGCUGGUGUCACCUUUUGGAGCCAACCCCUGGUGGCUGAGUGUGGCAGCCGCCCUCCCUGCUCUGCUGCUGUCUAUCCUCAUCUUCAUGGACCAGCAGAUCACAGCGGUCAUCCUCAACCGUGCCGAAUAUAAACUGCGGAAGGGAGCUGGCUUCCACCUGGACCUCUUCUGUGUGGCUGUGCUGCUGCUGCUCACUUCAGUGCUUGGGCUGCCCUGGUAUGUCUCAGCCACAGUCAUCUCCCUGGCCCAUAUGGACAGUCUUCGGAGAGAGAGCACAGCUUGUGUCCUGGGGGAACCCCGCAGCUUCCUGGGCAUCAGGGAGCAGAGGCUGACAGGCCUGGUGGUGUUCAUCCUCACAGGAGCCUCCAUCUUCCUGGCACCUGUACUGAAGUUCAUCCCGAUGCCUGUGCUCUAUGGAAUCUUCCUGUACAUGGGAGUGGCAGCGAUUAGCAGCAUCCAGUUCACAAAGAGGGUACAGCUAUUAUUGAUGCCAGCAAAACACCAGCCAGACCUCCUCCUCUUGAGACAUGUGCCUCUGAGCAGGGUCCACCUCUUCACAGCUAUCCAGCUUGCCUGCCUGGGUCUGCUUUGGAUAAUCAAAUCUACUCCUGCAGCCAUCAUCUUCCCCCUCAUGUUGCUGGGCCUGGUAGGGGUCCGAAAGGCACUGGAGUGGGUCUUCUCACCACAGGAACUCCUUUGGCUGGACGAGCUGAUGCCAGAGAAGGAAAGGAACAUCCCUGAGAAGGGACUGGAGCCAGAGUACUCACUUAGUGGUGACACUGAAGAUUCAGAGCUGAUGUAUCAGCCAAGGGCUCCAGAAAUCAACAUCUCUGUGAAUUAGCUGGAGUAGGAGGAAUUUGGGAGUAGAGACUCCAGGAAACUGAGCAUGAGGUGAGGAUGUGAGGGAAGUGCCCCUGGAGUCAGGGAUGGGGAAGUGUGCGCUCAGACCUUGGAAACUUCCAGUGUGCUGACUAGCCUGUUUUGCCUUCAUGUUCCAGUCCUUCAUGAACCCCAAAGUAGAGGAGGGAAUAGAAUGGUCUCCCCAGAGGGAAGAAUGAAAUAAGCCAGGGCACCUGGGCUUGGCUCCCUGCGGCACUGAACUCUGGCCAGUAGAGGGAGCUGAAGCUCACACCAAAUUAGAUGUAGAGAUUGGGGGGGGGGGGUUGGUGGGAGGAAGGGGUAAGAUGAUGAAAGAAUGUAGGGAACUGGGGAGGAGAUGAAAGGAAGAUAAAUGUCCCUGCUGCUUUCCUUCGCCCUGGAGGCCACUUCCUUAGGCUGCUGAGAACCACACUCCAGACAAGUGGAGGGAUUCUGUCACUUGCCCACUUUGCCAUUCCUUCAAUUUUUAUUCCUCCACUUAUGAAAACAUUUUAUGAAUACUGUACUUAAGGAGUAUUUAGAUACUAGAGAGACAGGGGUAAGAUAAUCAUGGUCCCUAACUUCAUCAGUUUAAAUUCCACUGGGAAAGACCAACAGGCAAUUGUUGGAGUGGGAUAGAGGUGGCUAAGGGAAGCACCAGCUGUGGGAGCGGAGAGGCCUCUAAGCCCUUCUUGGAGGGUGGCGAAGGUGGGGUGGUGGGAGUUGGAGAAAAGGAAGGGGUGCAUAACUUGAAAUUUGAAGAAUGAAUAAACACUGUGCAGGAUAAGAUGGAGGGACAUGUUCUAGGCCGAGGGUGUGGCAUGUGCAAAAGCCUGGUGUUUUUCCCCUGUGAUAAGCUGAAUUUCUGGGGUCAUAGAACCCCCUUCUAUCCAUGCUUUUCCAAGCUCGAGAGUGCAAGAAGCCCCACCAUUUGCAAUGGAAAAUUCUAGAGGCCAGAGGGAGAAAGGGCAAUUCAGUGGCAAGCCCAGAAUAAGAUCCAAUUUUUCCUUAUCCCCUACCAACUCCUUUGCCUUGUUCUUUGCCCUACUGUGCCCCUGAACACUUGCUCUGACUCAACUAUGUCUUCUCUUCGUUCACAGGUGUUUACUCAGGAAGUUAGGACAUUGUUGGUUUUUGGCUUAACAGCCAGAUGUUCAGUCGUCUGGGAACAAUGGGGCAGGACUGGAGGGCAGCUGGCCAAGACUUGUAUUGCCCUCCUGAGCAGGAGGUAGAGAGUGGCAGGGAACAAGCAGGUCUGCUGGUAAGCCCUGAUGACUGACUAGGCCCUAUUCACUCUCUAUCCCAUUAAAGGGACCUGGAAGCCCUUCCUAUUUUAAACUUUCUGCCCUUACAAAUUCUUCUUUACAGAAUUGGGGGUCUUCAGCAAACUUUCUUCAGUUUGCAAAAGGGGAAAGAAAACUUUCCAGAAAAAUUAUUUCUCUAUUUAAAACAGUUUUCUAUACAUAAAAAAAAAAAAAACUUUACUGAUUUUUGACCACAAAAGUAAAUGAGGUUAUUGAAAAUAUCAAAACAUCAAAGACACAUAUAAUUUUGAAAUGAAAACCAUGACAGUGAUAACCAGUGUUCACAUUUUAGUGUAUAUUGUUCAGAUUUAUUUCAAGGGACACGUUAAUAUUUUUAUUAAAAUGGGAUUAUACUCUUGAGUUCUACAUGUUUGUCACUUAAUGUGAGUUGAAUAUGUUCCCCUGUUGGUACAUACAUUCUUUAUCUACCUCAUUCUUUUUGUAAUCUGCAUAGAAUGAAUAACCUUAUAAUCUGAAAAAGGUAUCAUAUACACAAGAGAGUAUAUAAAAUGUCUUCUGCAAGUACAAGAAUUUCUUCAGAGUAUAUACCUAGGAGUGAAAUUAAAGAGUAAUGAUAGAGCACUUGUGUAUGUCAGUUCAUCUGUGAAUUUUAAAGUUAAAAAUUAUAUUUAAUCUAGCAUCUAGCAUUUUAGUUGUUUUAGUCAGGAAGGCUAUUCAAAAAGUUUAAUCUAUACAAGGCCAGAAGUGGAAAUUCUUUUUUCUAUAAUGUUUUAUUUUUAAGUAAAUUCUCCCCCCAAUUUGGGGCUCAAACUCACAACCCCAAGAUCAAGAGUUGCACAUUCCACCAUGAACCAGCCAGGUGGCCCAGAAGUGGAAAUUUUGAAGGCUCUUUUUAGUGCCUUUUUUUUUUAAAGAUGUUGUUUUUUUAUUUUUUAUUUUUUUAUUUUUGAGAGAGCAAGAGUACCCAAGUGAGUGAGGGGGAGAGAGAGAGAGAGAGAGGGAGGGAGGGAGGGAGGGAGGGAGGGAGAGAGAGAGAGAGAGAGAAGUGGGUCUCACCUGGUGGGGCUUGAGUUCACCCAUGUGGGACUUGAACUCACUAACGGUGAGAUCAUGACCUGAGUCAAAGUGAGAUGUAUAAUGACUGAACCACACAGGUGCCCGGCUCUUCUAAAUGUUUUUUUAAAAAGGCUCCUAACAUUACAGCCUGAGUACCUAUUGAUUGAGAGAAAUAUAUACCAAAAGUAUAAUUUAAACUUAGAUAGUUAUGUAUUUUACUCAUUUCAGCAGCAUCUACAUAAUGUUGAAAACAUCUUUAUUUAGACUGAUUUAAACAUUCAACAAAUACUUACUGAACAUCAGCAAUGUCUUGUCAGAUAAAAUUUCUAACAUCAUGGAGUUUAUACUGAAAGACAGAAAUAACAAACAAAAAAUAACAUUAUCUGGGAUAAUGACAAGUACACUGAAGAAAAUCAGUAAUAUGAUAGGGCCUGGGAGAAGUUUACUAGAGAUGGAUGCUCAAGGGAGGCCUCUCUGAGCAGGUGAUCUUUAAGCUGGCACCUGCAUGACAAGGAACCAACUAAAUUAUCAUCUGCCUGCAGCCAAGACAUGGUAAACAGAGACAUGAAUUUAAGUGUCCUACAGUCCCCAGAUUGGGAACCACUGUCGUAAGGGGAAGACUAUGAGGUGAGCUCUGGCUUCAGAUGUAGCCCUUAGCUUGCUCAGUCCAGGCCAUGUGAGCCUGAAACAUUCCUUUCCUGGCUCUAACCCACAGUCUUCAGUUUUCUGUCAGUAAAAUUGGGCCACAGUCCUGAUUCUAGGGUGCUAUAAGAGUUAAUUGAUGCCUAUAACAUUUUUAAGAUGUUUAGAUGAAAAACUCAGGGCUGUAUGGAGGGUUAUUAGAGCCUCCCUAGCCCCAGGGAAAAUCUCUCCAUAUCAGUAACACAGGUCCUCUCUUCUCUAGUCUGUAGCUGUGGGACAAUGACUUUCACACUUUUGUGGGUAUUAGGUUGUUAUAAUGUGAAUUCCUUGGGCUCUUGGCCUGAGGUUCUGAUUUUCCCUGAGGUUCUGUGUCCUUCUGUCCCCUUGUCCAGGACCUCAUGUUUCCCAACACUCUAGAUUUCUGUCUUUGCAAAUGGACCAGAGUAUGUACUUGUCCAUAUAUACUGUGGUCAGAGACAUCUUAGGUCAUUUUUCCUAAGAGCAAUCAAGAGGAGACAUUGGGGAAGGCAGGAAUGUGUCUGUAUCUACUUCUCAAAUGUAGACCGAUAUUAGGAGGAGGAUUAGGAGAAACCUUUGAAUAAGAAGGGAGGAAUUGCCGACUGGUCGAAAAUGAGAAAAGAAGGUGAGUACAAGGAAAAUAAUCCUGGUGUGAGGCCAGUUCACUGCUUCUUACCUCUUUUCCUGGUGCUGAAUUCCACUAUAGGAGCUGUCCAGGAGUUGACAACAAAUUCCUUCAACAAAUACAUAUAUAUUAAAUGUCUAUUAUAUGCCAGGCAAUGUAGUCUAUUGUAUUACUAGGUGUAGGAAUUCAAUGUGAAAUAAGAUCUCUGCUUUCCUGGAGCUUCCAUUCUAGUAGGGGGAGGCAGCAAAUAAAUAAAUACAAUGAUAUAUAUGUAAGACUAUUUCAGACAGUGGUAAGUACAAUAAUACAAGAUAACAUAAUAAAGAGGGAGAGUUUGGCAAGUGACUGUCUUAGAUUGGGGGUUAGUAAGGGCCUCUCUGAGAAGAUAACAUUUGAGCAGAGACCUGAAUGACAAGAAGUCAGCCUUGGGAUUAGGGGAGAGGGAGUGGAGGGAAAGAAAGCAUUUUUUGGCCAAGGUAAUAUCAGUGCAAAGGCCCUCAGGCAGGAAGAGCUUCAGAAUGUUUGAGAAGGCCCACAGAGCUAGAGUGGAGGAGUGAGGGAGAGAACAGGGGAAGGUGAGGUUGAAAAAGAUGAGGAUCAGUGUGGUAGGCUAUAUAAUGAAUACUUUGAAAGAGGCAAUAUGGAUGAGGCCUUGUCCCUUUGGGUAAGAAUAGUAGAGGCCAACCUAGAACAGCCAAAACAAUCUUGAAAAUGAAGAACCAAGUUAUAGGACUCACAACCUCUGAUUUUCAAAAUUACUUCAAAGCUCCUAUAAUCAAGACAGUGUGGUACUUGCAUAAGGAAAUACAUACAGGAUUGACAGUCUAGGAACACAUACUCACACUUACGGUCAAUUGAUUUUUGAUGAGAAUGCCAAGACAACUCAAUGGUGAAAAAAAUAGUCUUUUCAACAAAUGGUUCUGGGAAAACUGGAUAUCUCCAUGCAAAAGAAAGAAGUUGGACACCUGCCUCAUACCAUAUGCAAUAAUUAACUCAAAAUGCAUCAAAAACUUAAAUAUAAGAGCUAAAACCAUCUCUUCUUAGAAGAAAAUAAGCCUUAAUCCUCAUGAUCUUGGACUUGGCAAUGGUUUCUUAGAAUGAUACCAAAACACAAGGAACAAAAUAAAAAAAUAAAUUAGACCUCAUAAAAAUUUUAAAACUUCUAUCCUCCAAAUGGCACUAUCUAGAAAGUGAAAACAACCAGCAGAAUGGGAGAAAAUACAUGUAAUUAUACAUCUGAUAAGGGACUUGUAUCUAGAAUAUAUUAAGAACUCUUACAACUCAAUAACAAGAAGACAAAUAACUCAAUUUAAAAAUAGGCAAGGGAAGGGGCACCUGGGGAGGCUCGGUGGUUGAGUGUCAGACUCUUGAUUUCGGCUCAGGUCAUGAUCCCAGGGUCAUGGGAUUGAGCCCUGUGUAAGGUUCCAUACUGAGCAUGGAGCCUGCUUGGGAUUCUCUUUCUCUCCUUCACUGGCGCAUGCUCUCUCUCUAAAAAAAAAAACAAACAAAAAAAAAACCCCAAAAACAAAACAAAACAAAAACAAAAACAAAGGAAGGGGCAUCUGGCUGGCUUAAUCAGUGGAUCAUGCGACUUUUGAUCUUAGGGUGGUGAGUUUGAGCCCCACAUUAGGUGAAGCACUUACUAAAAAAAAAAAAAAAAAAAAAAUAGACAAGGCCUCCAAAUAAACAUUUAUCUAAAGAAUAUAUAAUAAUGGGAGGACCUGGCUGGCUUAGUCAGAGGAGUGGGGUCACUUGACCUUGUGGUCAUGAGUUUGACCCCAUGUUGGGUAUAGAGAUUACUUU
Molecule: messenger RNA, 8454 nt
Organism: Acinonyx jubatus (cheetah)
Lineage: Eukaryota; Metazoa; Chordata; Mammalia; Carnivora; Felidae
Gene: SLC4A9
Product: solute carrier family 4 member 9
Exons: 22
Coding region: 89-3028 (979 amino acids)
Biological process (GO): bicarbonate transport; regulation of intracellular pH; transmembrane transport
Cellular component (GO): basolateral plasma membrane; plasma membrane
Molecular function (GO): solute:inorganic anion antiporter activity; monoatomic anion transmembrane transporter activity; sodium:bicarbonate symporter activity
Source: RefSeq, a predicted model, not a curated record